Messenger RNA from Sclerotinia borealis F-4128, 1647 nucleotides. The record is from the annotation of a GenBank genome assembly. NCBI's taxonomy places the organism in Eukaryota, Fungi, Ascomycota, Leotiomycetes, Helotiales, Sclerotiniaceae.
AUGGGUGCAGAACAAUCUUCCUCGCGUGGAGGAGAUGCACAAAAUAAUGGCGGGGUGGUCAUGAAAACAUGUUACUACGAGGUAUUGGCCGUCGAACGGCAGGCUUCGGAUGAUGAAAAGAAGGCACUGGAACUUCAUCCCGAUCGAAAUUAUGGUAAUGUCGAAACUGCCACCACGAAGUUUGCCGAAGUUCAAUCUGCCUACGAAGUCUUGUCAGAUCCACAAGAAAGAUCUUGGUAUGACUCUCAUCGGUUAUCAAUACUAGGAGGUGGUGAUCUUGCGGAAGACGAUUUUGCGGAAAAUGUUCGAAUGACAAGCGCAGCACAUAUCAUGAGCUUGAUUGGAAAGUUUGAUUCAAGUGUUCCCUUCACCGAUGCUCCAAACGGGUUCUUUGGUAUACUUCGAGAGACAUUUGCAUCUCUUGCAAGAGAGGAGAAUGCAGCAAGCGAUUGGGAUGGUCUUGAAAUAGUCGAUUAUCCUGAUUUUGGGAGCGCCGAGGAUAACUAUGAGGAUGUAGUUAAAGCUUUUUACCGAACCUGGGUAAAUUUCACUACACAGAAGUCAUUUUCGUGGAAAGAUCUCUACCGGACCUCCGAUGCGCCGGAUAGGGCAACCCGUCGGUUGAUAGAGAAGGAAAAUAAAAGGUCCCGGGAUGAGGCCAAGGCAGAGUUCAAUGAUGCGGUCAGGCACCUUGUUUUGUUUGUGCGAAGAAGAGACCCUCGUUUUACCCCAAAUUCGCAAACCGAGGCGGAGAGACAAAAAAUAUUGCGGGAUGCUGCGUCGGCUCAAGCAGCUCGUUCACGAGCGGCAAACCAGGCUAAGAUGAACAGUCAUGUGGUUCCAGAUUGGGCGAAAUCGGAAGAUACCGAGGAACUCAUCGAAGAAUCAUCUGAAGAGUCCGAGGUUGAAGUGUUGGAGUGCGUUAUUUGUAAUAAGACAUUCAAGAGUGAGAACCAAUUUGAGGUGCAUACAAAAAGUAAAAAGCACAUCAAGGCCGUACAGGCUAUCCAGAAGCAAAUGCGCAAGGAAAACAAAUCAUUUCAUCUAGAAACACCAUCAGAUCCAGGAAACAGCACUCUUGUUGAUGCUUUCGAAAAGCUUGACGUUACUUCGAACAAUGGGAAGCUUGACGUUACUUCAGACAGUGAAAAUCAUGAAGUCACUUCAGUUAAUAGCAAGCGUGAGUCUACGUCUACUGUCGAUGAUGAUGAAACUGAUGCCAGAGGAAAGGUGGAUCUCUCGAUAUUCGAUCAAGGUUCGACUCUCUGCAAGUCGGAAGAUCCAGCAAAUAACAAUUCUGACACUGAGAGCAUAAAUGGUGAUUACGCACCCAGAAUUGCAGUCGAGGAACGACUAAUGGGAGAAAUAUCGGGGGAUGAAACCCCUAACAAAUCCGAGGGUUCAAACCAUGAUAAAGAACAAAACGCUUCUGGCGAUAUAGUUCCGAAAAAGCCUCUUGGGAAAGCCAAAGCGAAGCGUGCCAAAAAGGCUGCUCAAAAAGAGACUAAUGAGCAGCAGGGACAUAACUACAAAUGUGUGACAUGUCAUGAGUCGUUCUCCUCAAAGAGCAAGCUCUUCAACCAUAUCAAAAAGCUUGACCAUGCCCAACCCGUACAAAAAGCUGGCAACUCCAAAAAGAGGAACUAG